UUUAUGCCAUAAAUCACAUGACCUGCUAGACGUGACAUCAUUUCCUUGGAGGGAAAGCAACUCCAAGAACAAAACACAGACGAUGGCCACUGGAGAGCUGGUUCCCACACACUUCCCAGCGCGGCGGGCGGCUCAAGUGGCCCUGCAUCACCUGAACACACACCACGGCUCGCCCUUCAGGGUGUUCGGCCUGCAGCGGGUGCACACGGCCACGGCGGAGGACCAGGUUGUGGGAACCGGAGGGAGGAAGUACAGCCUGGAUUUCUCCGUGACGGACUAUGGAAGCUCGGGCUCAGUGCUGCGCUGCUCAGCGGACGUGUUGUUCCCCCGGACGGAGACACACACACACACUCCUCCGGAGGUGCAUCUGCGCUGUGAGGAUCUGACACAAAUCAGCAGCUCGCCGGAGGAACUCGCUUUCUACCAGAAACACACACCGCCUCACAGCGCCGUCUCUGCGCAUGACCUGCCAGACAGCUAUGGGAACAUCAGUCAGGACAUGCAGCCGUUCUGGCAUCUGGCUCGUGUGGCUGCGUCCUUCAUCAUGCUGAGAGAGUCCAGCGAGAACACCGAGUAUAACCUGGCACAGGUGGCCAACCUCACACAGCAGGAGACGAGCGAGAAGCAGCUGAUGCUGAAGUACCACGUUCUCCUUCAUGACAUCGUCUCACAGGAGAUCAUCCGUUGGAAGCUGUUAUGCUCCUGGUCUCCUGAGGGGGGCGUCAGAGUGCUGGAGACCGAGUGGCUUCCCAAGUGCCCUCAUGAGACCGGCCCGCCAACAGCAGACUGAGCGCACACACACACACACACACACACGCUGUCUGUUCACGCAUCAACACUAAUAAACAGAGAGAAAU
Rhinichthys klamathensis goyatoka is the source of this 857-nucleotide messenger RNA. RefSeq names its product latexin (gene lxn). The coding region runs from base 83 to 790 and encodes 235 amino acids. Gene Ontology annotation, molecular function: metalloendopeptidase inhibitor activity. NCBI's taxonomy places the organism in Eukaryota, Metazoa, Chordata, Actinopteri, Cypriniformes, Leuciscidae. The transcript has 7 exons. The record is from RefSeq and is a predicted model, not a curated record.